CCCCUCUCCUCCCACUCCCGUCUGAGCUCCUUGCCAUUGGGUUGGCCUGUCCCGGAGACCGGAAGCGGCUGCGGCACGGGAGCGAGUGCGCGAGGGAGGGAGGGGGAGUGCGCGAGCGCUCGGUGUGUGAAACUCGUGCGGUGGGUUGUGGGACUGAACUAGUCGGCAGGCUGGGUUUCUCGGGAAACGGGUCUCACGCAGAGCAGGAGGAGGAAGGAGCCGGACCGCACUUUGGAGCUGUAAUAUCGUCACCAUUCAGAACGUUUUUAAAAGUAAAAGUACACAGGAGACCCUUGCUCGGGAAUGGAGGAGGCUGCCUUUCUCGCCCAGUGAACCUGCGUGACCUCUGAUCCGGACUGCUAGGGGGAAACGGGCUCCUGCCCCCCGACAGAAAGGGGGUAGUUUCACAAGCGGUUUUUAAAGGACUCGGCUCGGGGCACUCGGGGGUGGGUUUUUCCUCGCUCGCCCACUUCCACCGGCUUUUCGUGCCGUCGUUCUCCUUUUUUGUGUGUGUGUGUGUGGUAGUAUUACACAAACACGAAGACCCGUUCAUUCUGGUAUCCCCGGUGUCUCGCACGCGUCUGGUCGCCGGCGGCUGCGCCCCCCAGUGCGACCAUGGAGGCACCGGCGGCGGACAGCUGCCGCCCCUCGGCCCCUCGCCCCCGCCUGCCCCGGGUACGGCUCCCGGCCGGAGCGGCUGCGGCGCUCGCCAUCGGCAUACUCUGCGCCAAAGUUCUGUGUGCCGAGGCAUCCUUCUACUUCACCAAGGAGCCCAAAUCCCAGGACGCGCUGCACGGGCGCAGCGCCAUGCUGCGCUGCGAGGUCAGCAGCCCCGCUGGGGUGCGCUACACCUGGCUGCACAACGGGGAGCCGGUCACGGACUCGGACCGGCGCUUCCAGGAGGGCAGCAACCUCAAGUUCACAGCCGUGGACCGCCGCCUGGACGCCGGCAACUUCCAGUGUGUGGCCGUCAGCACGGUGGGCGGCGAGGAGGCCCGCUCCACCAAUGCCUCUUUCAACAUCAAGUGGUUAGAGAGUGGGGGCGUGACCCUGAAGGAGCCCGCCUCCGAGGCGGAGAUCCAGAGCUCGGCCCCAGUGACGCUCUCCUGCCACAUCGACGGGCACCCGCGCCCUGCGUGCCAGUGGUUCAAAGAUGGCACAAAACUGACGGAGAAAAGCCACCAGGUCAAUAACAAGGAGCGCACGCUGACCAUCAAGAGUGCCACCCCCGACGACAACGGGGUCUACUACUGCUGCGCCAAGAACGCGGCCGGCCAGGUCUGCAGCAGUGAAAACUUCACUCUCAACAUUAUAGAUAAGAGCUUCCCGCAGCCAGUGGUCAGCCCAGAGGACCAGGUGGUCAACAAGAACGAGGAGGCCAUGUUUCACUGCCAGUUCGCCGCCGAGCCGCCCCCGCUACAGGAGUGGCUCCACGAGAACGAGCUCCUUGUCAACAAAUCACGGGUGGUCGUGUUCCCCAACGGUACCCUCCUGAUCACACAGGUGAAGCCCCGCAACACAGGGCUGUACAAGUGUGUGGCACAAGGUGUGCGAGGGAACCGCGUCACGCAGCAGGCAUCGCUCAGGCUGGCAGAACUGGAGGACAUGCUUCCGGCGAUGUCGAAGGUGUUCACGGCGGACACGAUGCAGCGCGUGCCCUGCCGCCCGCCCCGAGGGCACCCCGAGCCGGAGGUGUGGUGGGAGAGGGGCGGGCAGCGCGUCCCCGCCAGCGGGCGGUUCUACCAGGACGGCGUCGACCUCGUCUUCAGCCCCACCGAGGAGGGGGACGCGGGCGCCUACACCUGCGUGGCAGAGAACAAGGCGGGGCGGCGGACGCAGGAGCUCACGGUCACCGUCGCAACUGCCCCGGAGUGGGUGACGAAGCCCGUGGACAGCAACCUGGAGGAAGGGAAGCCUGGGUUCCUGCACUGCCACACUAGGGCCACACCUGAGCCCCAGGUCACCUGGUUCCGGAACAACAAUGAGAUCCACUUUGAGGAUGGCCGUUUCACACUGUUUCCAAAUGGGUCCCUGCGCAUUAAUAAUGUGGAGGUGUAUGAUGGGACAGUUUAUCGGUGUCAGGCCAGGACCGAGGCUGGGUUUAUCCUGGGUCAGGCUCGUGUGCACAUUCUGGAAAAACUGAAGUUCACCCCUCCUCCCCAGCCAGUGCAGUGCAUGGAGCUGGAUAAAGAGAUCAGUGUGCAGUGCUCAGCAAAGGGCCGAGAGCCCCCCACCAUCCAGUGGAUUAAAGCAGAUGGCAGCAGCAUCCCCUCCAGUGCGAAGCAGAGGAGCGGGACGCUCCACUUCCUCAAAGUAUCUCGCAGUGAUGCUGGCAACUACACCUGCAUUGCCUCCAACAGCCUGCAGGGGGAGAUCCGUGCUGUGGUGCAUCUCAAUGUGGCAGUGUUCAUACUCUUCAAGCUGGAGCCUGAGAAUACCACAGUGUACCAGGGUCACACCGCCUUACUGCACUGCCAGGCCACUGGAGACCCUGAGCCCUACAUACAGUGGAUGAUCAAGGACAAGAUCCUGGACUCCAGCAAAAGCAGAUUUCAGAAGAUGCCAAAUGGCUCCUUGAUCAUCAGGGAUGUGACCACAGAGGACACAGGGAAAUACACUUGCAUAGCUGGAAACAGCUGUAACAUCAGAUCAAGCGGAGCUCAGCUCUACGUUGUAGAAAAGCCCAUGACGAAGGUGGGGGAGGAGGAUGAGAAGGCCCCCUACAAGAUGAUCCAGACCAUCGGGCUGUCCGUGGGGGCGGCAGUGGCCUACAUCAUCAUUGUCCUGGGCCUGAUGUUCUACUGUAAGAAGCGCCGCAACGCCAAGCGGCUGCAGAAGAGUGCCGAGGGAGAGGAGCCCGAGAUGGAGUGUCUGAACGGCGGCGCUGUGCAACAGAACGGACAGACGACCGCAGAGAUCCAGGAGGAGGUCGCGCUGACGAACGUGGGCACCACCUCCUCGGCCAGCAAGAGGCACAGCUCCAGCGACAAGCUGCACUUCCCCCGCGGCAACCUGCAGCCCAUCACCACCCUGGGAAAGGGCGAGUUCGGGGAGGUGUUCCUGGCCAAGGCGAAGGGGCUGGAGGAGGAAGAGGCCGAGACCGUGGUCCUGGUGAAGAGCCUGCAGACCCGCGACGAGCAGCUGCAGCUGGACUUCCGCCGCGAGUUCGAGAUGUUCGGCAAGCUGAGCCACGCCAACGUGGUGCGCCUGCUGGGGCUGUGCCGGGAGGCCGAGCCGCACUACAUGAUCCUGGAAUACGUGGACCUGGGGGAUCUGAAACAGUUUCUGAAGAUUUCCAAGAGUAAAGAUGAGAAAAUCAAACCACAGCCGAUCAGCACUAAGCAGAAAGUGUCAAUCUGCGCUCAGGUGGCGCUGGGGAUGGAGCACCUGUCUAACCACCGGUUUGUCCACAAAGACCUGGCAGCCCGCAACUGCCUCAUCAGUGCCCAGCGGCAGGUCAAAGUGUCAGCGCUCAGCCUCAGCAAGGAUGUCUACAACAGUGAGUACUACCACUUCCGCCAGGCCUGGAUCCCGCUGCGCUGGCUGCCAGCAGAGUCCGUGUUUGAAGACGAUUUCUCCACCAAGUCGGACGUGUGGUCUUUUGGGGUGCUGAUGUGGGAGGUUUUCACACAUGGAGAGCUGCCUUAUAGCAAGCUCAGUGAUGAUGAGGUGCUGGCAGGUCUGCAGAGUGGGAAGAUGAAGCUGCCGGCGCCAGAGGGCUGCCCCUCCAAAGCCUACAAGUUGAUGGUGCGCUGCUGGGCCCCCAGCCUCAAGGACCGCCCCUCCUUCAGCGAGAUCUCCAACGCGCUGGCCGAGCUCCCCGCGGACAGCAAGGUCUGAGAGCGGCCCGCCCUGUCCCCCGCGGCGCGCGGAAGACACAGACUCCUGGCUGGAGACCCCAGGGGCUUCAGAGUCCUGCGCGAUAUUUCAGAUUUAUUUGUAAAAAAAAAAAAGACUUAUUUAGAUUGAGUUAAGAGAGGAGGGGGACGGUUGCCUUAAUCUCAGCGACUCUGUUGAGCCCUGUGCCUGAAAGGCCUUUUUAAAUCCGUGUGCAUCGGGGGUCCAUUCCCACAGCACAAGAGACUCCUGCCCCUCGAUGCACACGCCUCCGAGAGCUACCUCUGCAAACCACGCCACGGGCUCCCCCACACCUCCGCUUCGCACCGCAAGCAGGCCAAGGAGCAGCGCCCACACUUGGAGAGAGCGUGGAGCUGUACCGUCACCCAGGAGUAGACUUGUCUGGACUGACUUCUGUAGUUUACAACACGACGAGAGGCGAGUGCAGGAGAGCAAGGACGAGGACGCUCGCGAUGGGGCUGCUGUCUGUUACAGGAGUCUGGUCCUCUUCUUCUCCAAGUGAAGACAGAAAGGGAAACCAGACCAGAGAUGAAUAUGGAAAACUGGCAAGGGCUGGGGGCAGAGGUGUGCGUGUAGGGUGGGGGUAUUUUGUGUUGAUAAUCCUGCAGUGUUCUAAUAGGGAUCCUUCCUUCUAAAUGGGAUGUUUUAUGUGAACCUACCCCAGCCACCCCCCGCCUCCUCCAGUGUCAUUUCAUUUGCGAACACUGCUCUGUAUUCACCAUUUAUCUGCACCGCGGCUGUCUGCAGCUUGCCGCCUCGUUCUCUCGUCUCGUCUUCGCCAGAGGACCAGCCCGCCUGUACAGACACACAUCCUGUACAUAGUGUAGAAACCGUGCGCUAACCACACUAAAGUGUUUCGCUUUUGUAUUCUAGAAGGAUAUGCGGGAACCUGUUUAUUUAUUCCUAAGGUUCUUUUUUUAUCUUUUUUUUCACAGCGGUACUUUUUAAAUUUUUUUUAUACGGUUGUGUAUGUAUUAGGCAUUUUAAUAAUACAUAUCAGUGUACAAACUAUAUCUUAAGAUAUUAUCCAGUUUUUAAAAGACAGUGGAGGGAGGAUGAUGUGUCUGUAGCUCAUACAUGUCAUUACAUAAGACUUAAAAAGUGCCUGAUAUAUGAAGGAUUUUUGGCAGAUUUUUCAGUAUCUUAUAAAAUGCAAAGGUCUCCUUUUGUAACGUUUUGGAUUUUUUUAUAUGUUAAGGUUUUUGUUUGGUUUUCUGUUAUAAUGUGCAAAAUAUUGACAUACGUAGCAGUUAUUUUAUCUCAAUGCUAGGCCCUUACACCUAGUUCUCCUUUAAUCUGCUUGUGCAAAUGAUUCCAGUAGCCAUGAUUUAUACUUGCUGCUCUCAAUAAAGAAUCACUUUUUUAACUGUU
This is a messenger RNA of Lepisosteus oculatus (spotted gar), 5229 nucleotides long. It is a transcript of the gene ptk7b, whose product is annotated as protein tyrosine kinase 7b. Gene Ontology annotation, cellular component: neuronal cell body; plasma membrane; axon. Gene Ontology annotation, molecular function: ATP binding; protein kinase activity; axon guidance receptor activity. Lineage: Eukaryota; Metazoa; Chordata; Actinopteri; Semionotiformes; Lepisosteidae. The record is from RefSeq and is a predicted model, not a curated record. Gene Ontology annotation, biological process: homophilic cell-cell adhesion; protein phosphorylation; synapse organization.